This is a messenger RNA of Austrofundulus limnaeus, 2341 nucleotides long. Its product is annotated as STKc_p38 domain-containing protein. Gene Ontology annotation, molecular function: MAP kinase activity; ATP binding. The record is from RefSeq and is a predicted model, not a curated record. NCBI's taxonomy places the organism in Eukaryota, Metazoa, Chordata, Actinopteri, Cyprinodontiformes, Rivulidae. Gene Ontology annotation, biological process: protein phosphorylation. The coding region runs from base 104 to 1198 and encodes 364 amino acids. The transcript is spliced from 12 exons.
GCUCACCUGUCAGGUAGAAAAGCAGCUGUCACAAGAACUCGUUUGGUUAAAAAGAAUAAAUAAAAAUAAAAAUAAAAACUCCCACAGCAAACUGAAAUAAAACAUGCAGUCUCCGAUGAAAGACUCUCCCGUCAGACCGGGUUAUCACAGACUGGAGAUCCAGAAGACGACGUGGGACGUCCCGGACAGAUACGUGACGCUGAAGCCGAUCGGCUCUGGAGCCUACGGGACUGUGUGCUCUGCCAUCGACCAGAGGACCAAAGAGAAGGUGGCCAUCAAGAAGCUGUACCGGCCGUUUCAGUCUCUCAUCCUUGCAAAGCGGGCGUACAGGGAGCUCCGCCUUCUUCGCCACAUACAGCAUGAAAAUGUGAUCUGCCUUCUCGAUGUCUUCACGCCCGACUCAACGCUGGAGAAAUUCCAAACCUUUUACUUGGUGAUGCCGUUUGUAGCCCAAGACUUGAGCCACAUCAUGAAGAAGAAGAGGCUCAGCGAUCGCAUCAUCACAUACCUCUUUUACCAGCUUAUGAGAGGCCUGAAGUACAUCCACUCUGCAGGGAUCAUUCAUCGGGAUCUGAAGCCUGGUAACCUUGCUGUGAGUGAGAACUGUGAUUUAAAGAUUCUGGAUUUUGGUUUGGCAAGGCAAACAGAGAGUGAGAUGACGGGUUAUGUUGUGACACGUUGGUACAGAGCACCAGAGGUCAUUUUCAACUGGAUGCACUACAGUCAGACAGUGGAUGUUUGGUCAGCCGCUUGCAUUCUGGCUGAAAUGAUCACAGGUCAGGUGCUUUUCCCAGGACAUGACAGUAUUGAUCAGCUGCAGAAGAUCCUCCACCUGACAGGAACACCAGACUCCUCCCUGGUGCAGAAGAUGCAGAGUAAAGAUGCCCAAACGUACGUGAAAGGUCUCCCUCCACAAAGAAAGAAGAAUUUCAAGCAAGUGUUUGAGACGAUGGAUGCAAACGCUGUAAAUCUUCUGGAGGGGAUGUUACUGCUGGACCCAGAGAAGAGGCUGACGGCCAAACAGUGCCUGUCCCACCCGUUUCUGGAUGAAUACCAUGACCCAGGAAGUGAACCGGACUCGGGUCCUUAUGACGACUCCUUUGAGAACAUGGAGCUCGAUGUCGGCGAAUGGAAAAGUCUCAUCCACAUGGAGAUCAUGACCUUUGACCCUAAGAAUCCUUGCCAGACUGCCAUGUAGGACUAUCUUAUGUCAGUAAGAACUGCGAAAUUUGUUAGUUUGUGUGAGCGGUCAACUUUGUUUUGGCGUCAACAUUUCAUUCUUCCUGAGAAACCUAACCGCAGAACUCCUGGGGAGUCCUCAGAAGCCCCUCCCACUGCAGGACUGAUCAUCUCCAGUGUCACCACCCUUUGCAAAUCUGUUUUAAAGCUGAUGUCACUGAUGUCUCCUCUGUGCCUUUGGACUCCCUCUUUCCAUGAGUUACAUAUUUGCAUGCUUUUAUAUACCUUAAAAGAUAUACUUCCUUUAAAACCUUUCCUUGUAUAAACUUCAUUAGUGGGGGAAAUGGGAAACAUGUUCUCUUAAAAUCCACAAGCCCACUUUAGGUGAUAAAUCCCACAAAACCUCUCGGACACCACCGAGAAAUAAAACGUUCUGCUCAGAUGAUGUGUUGAGAACAAAAUGCAAGAACAUCGAAACCAGAGCUGUGGGAAAAAAAAAUAAAACAACGUAAUCUCUUCACAGGGAGUGAGAGUAAAAUUAUAUAGCUUCUUGUGAAAGAACGUUUGUUGCAUUUGUAGUUCUAAGAAAACACAAAGAAGUUAAACCAGAAAUGUGUUCAUUCUGUAUAUUUCACACGACCUGAACCACUGGAUUCUACUGCAUGUACAGUGUUGUCAUUUAAAUGAAAACCAAACUGUUUUUAUUUGAUUUUAUUUGAAUUUUUUUAAUUGAUGCGAAUGGAUCAUCUGAUUGUGCCAACUGUGAAAUGUUUCAGAACAAAAAGAGAAUUCUUUUUUUGAUUUUACCUUUUUUAAUCCCCUGAUCCACCUCAGGACAGAACUGGGAGAAAUGUUUGUGGAAAAUGAUGAUGUCAACUUUAUAAAUCCAGAGACGUGAUCCUGAAGUUUAACUGGAUUUAGUCACAGACGUGCUGCAUAUUUUAUUUUCUACUUGUGUCAUGUAUUCAUGUAUUCAUGUUUUCUUUCUACUUUUUUUAUUUCAUUGUGACCUUUUUAUAUUUUGAAAGUUUUGCAGAAAUACAAGUAAAAUUCAUAAACACUGUUUAAAAUCUGUUAAAAUAUGUCAAAAGGCCAGUUUGGUUUUGUAAAGAAUUGUGGAUAUCCCCUUUGGGAGGGACAAAUAAAGAUUUAUCUAAAAGUC